Messenger RNA from Ophidiomyces ophidiicola, 1851 nucleotides. RefSeq lists its product as uncharacterized. NCBI's taxonomy places the organism in Eukaryota, Fungi, Ascomycota, Eurotiomycetes, Onygenales, Onygenaceae. The transcript is spliced from 4 exons. Bases 1 to 1851 code for a protein of 616 amino acids. Gene Ontology annotation, molecular function: ferric-chelate reductase activity. The record is from RefSeq and is a predicted model, not a curated record. Gene Ontology annotation, cellular component: plasma membrane. Gene Ontology annotation, biological process: iron ion transport; intracellular iron ion homeostasis; copper ion import.
AUGACGCCUCGACAGCUGUUACUGCUACUUGUUAGCACUGCCUUCGCCUCUGGAAGACCUCGCAUGGUAGCCGGAGAGGACGAGAAUUUCUUGCUUCCAAAUAACGCACCUGACCGCAGCGGUGCUAAACAGGCGCCGGGGGAACGAACACCCGCACAGCUUCUGACGGACAAAUUCUCAAGGUUGACUUUGCUAUCGGGCGGCUGUGUUCUCUUCUUUUUUCUUAUCUGGGCCACAGCCCUCCGUUUCUCCGCCCACCUGAGACGGCUGGUGAACUUGAGCAAUGAUACGCAAAAAUAUUUUAUCUCUUCAGAUAAGAAGUGGUCAUGGCUCAAAAAGAAUAUUUUAUACGCACCCUUAUUUCGCACCAGACAUAAUCGUGAAUUUCGACUGUCAUCAGCGAUCAAUUUUGGGACUCUCCCUACCAGGUUCCAAGCGGCGAUGCUUACCGGUACCAUUAUGGUAAAUGUCAUCUUGUGCUUUGUGACCAUCCCACACCGCGCCUCCGAAGAAAUUCUGCUUGGUACUAUACGACACCGCACUGGUACGAUGGCCGUUGUAAAUCUGAUUCCGCUCGUUGUCAUGGCUGGAAGAAACAACCCUCUGAUUAAAUUCUUGGAUAUUUCGUUUGAUACUUGGAAUCUACUACAUCGCUGGCUUGGGCGAAUCGUGGUUGUUGAGUCCGCGGCCCAUGUUACUGCAUGGGCCAUUAAUAAAGUGCAUACUAUGGGAUGGGACAGCGUUAUGGCAUCCUUUAGGGAGAGUGAAUUCAUUAAAACCGGACUAAUUUCUACCGUUGCCUUUACUAUACUCCUCCUUCAUUCUCCCUCGCCGAUUAGACACGCUUUCUACGAAGUCUUUUUACAUUUCCAUAUCACACUGGUCAUUAUCGCACUGGCUUUUCUCUGGGUCCAUCUAAAAAAUUCUCAACUUCAACGGCACUAUUUGAUCGCGGCUAUCAGCCUAUGGGUUGUUGAGAGAGCUGUGCGUUUGACACGUCUAAUAUAUAUUAAUCUUGGUAAAGGGGGAACCAACGCUACUGUCGAAAUUCUGCCCGGCGAUGCUAUGCGUAUCUCGUUGAAUAUGGCACGACCGUGGGCUUUCAAACCAGGCCAACAUCUGUAUCUUUAUAUUCCUGCAGUGGGCUUUUGGAUGUCACAUCCGUUCACCGCUGCGUGGGGCGAUGUGGUAGAAGCCAUUCCAGAUGAAAAGGACUCCGUUUCUUCCCAACGAGAUGCUUUCACAUCUCGAAAACCUGUCAUCUCCCUUGUUGUUCGACGGAGAACAGGACUGACAAAUGACCUCUAUGAGCUGGUCGACAAGAACUCGGAGAAGCAGCUCACGCUCAGAGCCCUAGUGGAGGGGCCCUACGGCACUGAGCACACCCUUGACUCGUAUGGAACAGUGGUGCUUUUUGCGGCUGGUGUUGGAAUUACUCAUCAGAUAUCCUAUGUGCAACGGCUCGUCGAGGGGUUCUCUGAUGGUACUGUUGCUGCUCGGCGAGUGACAUUGGUCUGGAUUAUACAAUCCCUCGAUCACCUGGAAUGGGUCAGGCCCUGGAUGAACCAUAUCUUAAAGAUGGAUCGCCGUCGAGAAGUUUUGCGAAUUAUGCUGUUUAUCACAAGGCCACGCUGCACCAAAGAACUCCAGUGUUCCAGUUCCACAGUGCAGAUGUUCCCCGGAAAACCUGACAUCGGGGUCCUGCUUGACCGCGAGGUAAAAAAUCAAAUUGGCGCCAUGGGGGUACUCGUAUGCGGCACGGGAAGCCUAAGCGACGAUGUUCGUCGUGCAUGUCGGGAGAGACAGUCCCCAACACAUAUUGAUUUUGUGGAGGAAUGUUUUACGUGGUAA